GUCAUGACCCCAACAUGGCGGCUGUAUUACCCGUGUUAUGCGAUGAAACAAUAAGACACGAGUGCGGUGAGAGUUUCUUCCCAGAUAAAGUGAAAAUACGCUGAACCGGUGCAUUCCCCCAUCAUCUGUGUAUUACCCAGUGAUAACAGGGUACUUGCCCCGGCGUAUGGUCCUUAAUUCAGGGUGAAAGGAUUCAUUAGGAUGUAGACAAUGCGAUUGAUCAAUUAUGACAUAACUGGUGUCAGUGGCUAUUACUCAGAUGAGAUGCAGCACACUAAUGAAUUGUAAUUAUUUGCAAUCGAUAAUCAACGAGAAAAACUGAUGAGUUGCUCGGUGGAAUUGAGGCAGAGACGACAGACAGGGAUGACGGAGGAUCCCCACAGAUUAGCAGCUAUGAUGAACAAGUCCCAGAGGCUGGUUCUGGGGCUUCUCGUUCUGCUCCUGGUAGAUAUUAUUUGGGUGUCCAGCUCAGAACUGACUAAGUACGUUUACAAAGAAGCUUCGUUCGAGAAGCCCUUCUUCAGCACAUACGUGAACACCUCCAUGUUCACCCUCUACCUCCUGGGCAUGUGCUUCUGGCCUCCUUGGAGAGACCAGUGCAACAAGCCCACAACGUACAUGUUCAUAGACCCCAACGCCGAGGACGACAACUUCUACUCGGAAGCCAACACCAGCCUCAGCGAUCCCACCUUCGUUCCAAUAAAAAAGCCCGACCACUACGACCGUUCAUCAGGCACUGAAAGUGACGAUUCCUCUAUUCGUGGGGUGCGUUUCAGCAAAUUGGCUGAGGUGAGACACAUGUCAGAGAGCGAUGCCACUGAGGCUCUUCUGGCCAGGCUGAGUUAUCAGGCCAGUGUCAGGGCUGGAGAACAUGCCAGGAGACAGGCUCAUAAGUUUUCGGUUCAGAAGGUCGCCAAGAUUGCUCUCAUGUUCUGCAUCCUCUUAUUCCUGGCAAACUAUACAUUCCAAAUUUCUCUCGCUGAAACCGAAGCUGGAAUAGUGACAGUAUUGUCAUCAACUUCGAGCCUCUUCACCCUCUUUCUCGCUACAUUUUUUCCAAGUAACAGUGGCGACAAAUUCACUUUGUCAAAGCUCGUCGCGGUGGCUGUCAGCAUCUUCGGCCUCGUAUUGGUGGGUCUCUCUGACAUGCACAUGGAGAGCAAGGGCAUACCACCAGGCAUAAUAUUGGCUCUAGUCAGUGCAUUUUUUUACGCCACUUACAUUGUUUUUCUAAAGAGAAAAGUCGAUCACGAGGAUCGCAUGGACAUCCCAAUGUUCUUUGGUUUCGUUGGACUAUUCAAUUUAACUCUCCUCUGGCCACUGUUUUUUAUUCUUCAUUAUGGACAUUGGGAGGAGUUCGAGUGGCCCAAUAGCCAUCAGUGGACGUUUCUCAUUAUCAAUGGACUUAUUGGGACUGUACUUAGCGAAGUAUUAUGGCUGUGGGGGUGUUUUCUAACGUCGUCUCUGCUGGCAACGCUAGCUGUCAGCCUGUCAAUGCCCAUGUCAAUGAUUGCAGAUGUGCUUCUUAAGAAAGUCGAAUACUCAUGCAUUUUCUAUCUCGGGAUGGUACCCAUGGUGCUUGCAUUCAUAACAGUAUCUUUACUGUCGCAUUAUGAUAACUGGGACCCUGUCAUGGAUUUGAUCAAAAGCUUCUACUCUUGGGCGUUUAAGAAGAGCCGAACUAUCAGGAUACCAGAUUUAGAAGCUGAGCAAACUGAAUCUCUCAUCGGUAUUAACCAUGGGGAAGACCACGAGGCUUAACACGACAAUAACAUAAUCCACGAGAGAAAUCAAUCAGCCCCUAGGUGCACAAUUGACGCCCAUUUCGUUUGAAUUUCCACCCGGUUUAUCGACAUUCUGAUUUAUCAGUAUAAUAACUGCAUUCAGUUUCCAUAAUUUAACGAUUUCAGCAGCGUUAAGAAUAGCUGAUAAUUAUCGAUGUGAUUUUGACUACUUGUUUCUAGUUAUUUAGGAGCAGAUGCAUGCUCCAAUGCUUGAGUACCAGUUUCUUUUCAUUAUCUUGAGGGACAAUUUAUGACGCUGCUUAGUAUUCCAGUACUUACAGAAAUUUAAUUUAGCAUUGCAACCCAGGUUUACCUUAGAUAAUUAAUUGUAAUUACUUGAAGACAUGUCAGUGAGAUAUUUAUGUAAUUCUUCGAGGAAAUGAUCAAAAUAAUUGUUGCUAAUCCAGACCAAUAUUCCUAAAUUGAUUGAGUCACCAAAUUUAAGGUGUUAAUUAAUGUUUUAAUGGUGAUUUUAGCCUGAGAAAGUGAUAAAAUGUGAAAGAUCGGGCAAAAACAUUUUUUUUCGCCUUUUAAUUGUUGAAUUCAGAGGAAAGAAACUUCCCAAAUGGAUGAGCAAUUCAAUGGUAAUGACUAAUUAGAAUUUUGACGUUUUGCCACUUUCCCAGAGAAUUAUUUUAAUAACGUCACAACUGUCAUGGAAAUUGAGGAAUUAAAGUGACUCUCCAUAAAUUGUCUAUGAAAUCUAGUCCAUGAGAAAAAAAAAAUUCAAAAUAAUGACUGCAAAAAUAGUCAUCUGAAUGUAUUGUGACGUCUAGGAAAAUAUUUUUCUACAAUUGGUAAUGAAUUUUCGAUUGAAAAAUGUUUUAAAAAUAAUUAGAGACGUGAGACAUCAAUGUACAACUCUACCUUUAAUCGAUCAUUUGAGACUGCUUGAUUUUUCGCCUUCCUUGGAAGACUAAAGAUUGCUCGCACAAUAAAAAAUAAUUGAAAAUGAUAAAUGAAUUUUAAACAAUGGUAAGUGAUAAGAGAACAGGUGAAAGUCAUUUCUGCUAACAAAAAAAAAUAUUGUUUUCACUGUUUUUUGAUGGAUUUAAUUUUCAAAAAUUGAAUAAUUGCAUUUCUAAUGGAACUUUAUCAUUACGAUGCUUCUUGUUGUGAUAUAAGAACUACUAAAAGAGUAAGAGAACUAUCGGUAGGAGACUAAUAGUAGAAUUAAGAUGGCGAUGGUUACAAGAAGAUAAUGAAGAGGGAGAUGGCGAAUUGGGAUGAGACAGACCAUUCCUAGGGUGUAGAGUUUAUCGUUCCUACAUAUACCUGUAAAUUUAUUGUAAAUAUACUUAUUGAAUCGUUGAGAAAAAAAUAUAGUCAGAUUAUACGAGUAAAAACAA
Molecule: messenger RNA, 3133 nt
Organism: Diachasmimorpha longicaudata
Lineage: Eukaryota; Metazoa; Arthropoda; Insecta; Hymenoptera; Braconidae
Product: solute carrier family 35 member F5
Exons: 6
Coding region: 322-1761 (479 amino acids)
Cellular component (GO): membrane
Source: RefSeq, a predicted model, not a curated record